Molecule: messenger RNA, 241 nt
Organism: Musa acuminata AAA Group (dessert banana)
Lineage: Eukaryota; Viridiplantae; Streptophyta; Magnoliopsida; Zingiberales; Musaceae
Exons: 1
Coding region: 1-234 (77 amino acids)
Source: RefSeq, a predicted model, not a curated record
AUGUGCCUGGUGUUGCUGUGCGACGUGGAGCAGCGAGUGCUGCGGAGUUACACGGCCCCAGGAAGCUGCCCCUACUGCGGCGGCAAGGUCGUGGCCACCGACGUGGAGAGCGCCUGCAGCUUCUGCUUCCUCCCCCUCUGCUUCAGGACCAAGCGGAAGUUCAUCUGCACCCUCUGCCGCCGUCGCUUGGUCUCCCAUCGAGCUUCCUCGACUGCCACCACCUUCUACGCUUGAACAUCUC